Orcinus orca (killer whale) is the source of this 2999-nucleotide messenger RNA. RefSeq names its product homeobox D9 (gene HOXD9). The coding region runs from base 1232 to 2263 and encodes 343 amino acids. Gene Ontology annotation, biological process: proximal/distal pattern formation; anterior/posterior pattern specification; embryonic skeletal system morphogenesis. NCBI's taxonomy places the organism in Eukaryota, Metazoa, Chordata, Mammalia, Artiodactyla, Delphinidae. The transcript is spliced from 2 exons. Gene Ontology annotation, cellular component: nucleus. The record is from RefSeq and is a predicted model, not a curated record. Gene Ontology annotation, molecular function: DNA-binding transcription factor activity, RNA polymerase II-specific; RNA polymerase II cis-regulatory region sequence-specific DNA binding.
GAGGCUUUAAAAAAAAAAAGAAAGAAAGAACAGAAUUCCUAAGAGAGUAGCCCAAGGACCAAGCCAUUUAAAAGACAUAUCCGGAAUCCACUCAGAGGCCGUUAAGUGGGAACCAUGGGAAUCGGCCUGGCCCAGGGAGAUGCUGGCCUCUUUGAGGCGAGUUGGGGGCAGGGGGCAGCGGGUGGGAGCGGGCCUGCUCUACAAUCUGGGUUCUGCCCUAUGGCGUGUUUUCUUCCAGGACCUUUCCAGAAGUCCCGAAGAAGACAAGGCACCCUGGCCGCCACUGUCCGCGCGGUGCCCACUGCCAGCUUGCGGACACUUCCGAGGGCAGACAGAGCCCGGGCGGUGGCCGCCGCCACGCCCAGCCCACGGGCCAGGCCGCCCCAGCUCACCCCUCGGGCCUCGGCGUGUGCUCAGCCUCACGUCGGGGGUGUGUGUGGCUGCGCGCGCGUGUGUGAGUGUGGUAGGGGGAGGGGGCCCUCCGAGCUGCUCCAUCCGUCCGUUUUAUUAGGGACACAUUAAUCUAUAAUCAAAUACACCUCAUAAAAUUUUUAUUGAAAGGCAUAAUAUCAUUACAGAGGUCUUCCACCUGUUUUAAACAACACGACAAGCUGUGAGAGAGCGUGUGUGUGGGUAUGCGUAGGGAGGGGUGGGUUUGGGUCGGGAGAGAGGCACGGGGAGAAGACCUCCCCUCUGGCGCCAGGGGGGCCGCCUCCGAAGGCCGUCCUGUCUCGGGCCGCACCAGCUCUGCGCUCCCCCCCUCCCCGGGCUACUCUGGGCUCUGCCAAGUGCUGGGUGCGCCCAGCACGCACGGCCGGUAGCUCGGAGCCGAGGCACUGGGGAGGCAGCACCAGCUCGGGACUGCAAGACCGAGUGCGGCCAGAAGUGGGGAACAAAUAGUCCCCAGCGCCUCCUCCGGCCGCGAUCGGGCGUGUGGUCCCAGCCGCCUCUGGGCUGGCCGAGUCAGGCCGGGCUGAGCCCGGCGCACGGGUCGGGACCCGCGGGCUCUAAUUGCCGCGCUUAUGUUGAUGAUUUUUUUUUUUUUUUAAAUCACAGCAGCCCCCAGUUUAGCGGACUGAUUUACUCCCGGUAUUGGUAAAUAUGAUCACGUGGGCCGCGCGACCAAUGGUGGAGGCUGCAGCCUGCGAACUAGUCGGCGGCUCGGGCGCCGGCGGGGAGCGGCGCGGCGGCGGGCAGUGUAACCUUGGGUGGGAGCGCACGGCGCCUCAAAAUGUCCUCCAGUGGCACCCUCAGCAACUACUACGUGGACUCGCUCAUAGGCCAUGAGGGCGAGGAAGUGUUCGCCGCGCGCUUCGGACCUCCAGGGCCUGGCUCGCAGGGCAGGCCCGCAGGUGUGGCCGACAGCCCAGCCGCCGCCGCCGCCGAGUUUGCCUCGUGUAGUUUCGCCCCCAAAUCGGCCGUGUUCUCCGCCUCGUGGUCCGCGGUGCCCGCCCAGGCCCCAGCGGCGGCGGCGAUGAGCGGCCUCUACCACCCAUACGUGCCCCCGCCGCCCCUGGCCGCCGCCGCCUCCGAGCCCGGCCGCUACAUGCGCUCCUGGAUGGAGCCGCUGUCCGGCUUCCCGGGCGGUGCGGGCGGUGGCGGAGGCGACGGUGGCCCGGGCCCCGGUCCCAGCCCUGGCCCCAGCGGUCCACCCAACGGGCGCCACUACGGGAUUAAGCCUGAAAAUGGAGCGGCACCGGCCGCCGCCACCGCCGCCACCACCACCUCCACCUCCACCUCCUCCUCCACUUCCUCGUCUUCCUCCUCCAAACGGACUGAGUGCUCCGCGGCCCGGGAGUCCCAGGGGAGCGGCGGCCCCGAGUUCUCGUGCAACUCGUUCCUACGGGACAAGGCGGCAGCAGUGGCUGGGGGAACCGGGCCCGGGGCGGGGAUCGGGUCUGGGUCCGGGGCAGGCGGCUCAUCGGAGCCCUCGGCUCGCAGCGACCACCCGAGCCCGGGCUGCCCGCUGAAGGAGGAGGAGAAGCAGCAGCCGCAGCCGCCGCAGCAGCAACUUGACCCAAACAACCCCGCAGCAAACUGGAUCCACGCUCGCUCCACCCGGAAAAAGCGCUGUCCCUACACCAAAUACCAGACGCUUGAGCUGGAGAAGGAAUUCCUCUUCAACAUGUACCUCACCCGGGACCGGCGCUAUGAGGUGGCAAGGAUUCUGAACCUCACAGAGAGACAGGUCAAAAUCUGGUUCCAGAAUCGUAGGAUGAAAAUGAAAAAGAUGAGCAAGGAGAAAUGCCCCAAAGGAGACUGACCCGGCGCGGCGCCGGUGGGACCACUCGGCUUUGCAGUGGCAGAGGGUUUUUGUGUGUGUGUGUGUGUGCUUGAUUUCCAGAAGUUCUUCAGCGAUUCGGACAUUUCUCCCCCCCCCGGCCUUUUUUUUUUUUUUUUUUUUUUUUAGGUAGAAGUGACUGUGUGGUUGGUUUCUGUGAGGUAUUUGGGGGACUGUAUUUGCUCGCUUAUGUGUUGGAGAAACCAAGUGGCUUUGGGGUGUUGCCCUAUCCCGCUCCCCUGUUUCCUGUCCCUUUGGUUCCUUAGGAAAUGCUAUAUUUUGUGAGUGCACGCCGGCUUGAGGAGCCCUCUCCUGUGUAAAUGUCCCCUAUGUUUCUGAAAAGUGCUGUAGUUUAGCCCCCAGCGCUGCUCAAGCAGGGGCCAAGCGCACCCCACUUCCGACAGCGAAGGCAGAGCGACGACAAUGAGGAAGCCGGCCUAGGCUGAGCCCCGGCCGUGUUGCCCACCGGUUACGGAAGCCCACUUUCCUCAGGGAGCCCGCGGGCCCUCCACUGAGACCUGGAAUGAGGCCGAGAGAGGAGCCCAGGGCCUCCGGUGGGUCGGGGGUUUCUUCUCAGGGCAUUGGAGGAGCCACUCUCUCCCCGGGAGGGCUUGGCUCCAGUGGGCGGCCGCGGGUGUAGGCCCUCCCGGCUCCUGCCUGAGGACCAGUUGUAAAUGUUACCGCUUCCUACCAAUAAAUGCUGACCUGAUCAAAUGGA